AUGAACUCGUUCAAGUGCUCGUCGUACACUUUCGACGUCUACAGAUGUCUUCUCCUAUCGGCACAUCUGCACACAUCCAUGUAUAAUGGUUUAGCGGAGUUCGUAUGCAAGACAUCCAUCUGGUUGUCAAGACGGAACCUCCUCGAUUCAUUUCUUCCACUGCAGUCCUUCAACACUUGUGCGGUGUGCCUCUGCAGCAUCAACACAGCGGAUGUAAAAGCAAGCAACAGAUGCUACAAACUUCAGUACACUGUGCAAGUAAGCGUAUCUCCUCUGCAAAAUAUCAGCCAGCACAGAUAUCAAUCAGUCAAUGCAGUCAUACCAGAGAUAGAGCUGAUAUCCAUUCAUACCACACAUAGAACUGAUAUGCAUUCAUUCACGAAACAUCGUUCAUCCCAUUCCCACGUGGACCCAUUCAUGGAACAUCACUCCACAAUCGAGUACCAGACUGAUCUUGAGUUCUUUCGUUACGCCGACGAUGACAAGACAUUCCACACUUGCCAAUUUGUUUAUUAUGACAGAGAUAAUCAGCAAGACGCGAUAAUCAGUAAAUUAUGAUUUAGAACGCCUCACAUUUAAAUAGAAGGCCAUGGUGUCAGUAAAUUUUACGGAUAAUUGAUAAGGACAUAACUAGGAUCAUGUCUAUCUAAUAUUAAAUAAUCUUAACUAAUAGCAGUGUAAAGAACGUCAACGAUUUUUUAUUUAUACAAUUUUUCAAUAUUACUACAGCGGUUAUUUAGAAAUACAUGACAAGAAUAUUAAAUGACUUGAACAAGCACCAUCCGACAAAUUAUCCAACACCAAUUAUUAAGUACCCAGCCACCAAAGCCAACCAAUCACCCAAUCACAACAGCCCACCCAUCAGCCAACAGCCAAUCACAACAACCCACCAACCAGCCAACAACC
Molecule: messenger RNA, 906 nt
Organism: Helobdella robusta
Lineage: Eukaryota; Metazoa; Annelida; Clitellata; Rhynchobdellida; Glossiphoniidae
Exons: 5
Coding region: 1-558 (185 amino acids)
Source: RefSeq, a predicted model, not a curated record